AUGGAGGUCCCAGACGUCCCUUUGAACUUCGUCCCUGCCAAAGCAGGUGAAAUCAUUACUGUCGGGCCUAUAAAGCUGCGUGUUAUGGAAGAUGGUUCAAACACAGAUAUGCGUCUCAGUUGCGUGGAAAUCACCAUUCCCCCAAGAACCCGCGGCCCUCUCCCACAUUGGCAUGAAAUGCAUGACGAGACUUUCCUCGUUCUCAAAGGGACUGCUCGAUUCCAUAUCCCCGGCAAAGAUCACAUUGAUGCCACGGUCGGUGACUAUGUUGUUGUUCCAACAAGGAGUCCUCAUACAUUUUCGAACCCGACGGAUGAAGAGGCUGUUAUCUACAAUUCUUUUACACCGGCGUUCUAUAUCAAUUACUUCAAAUUGCUUGGUGGGUUUGUGAGGGAUGGGGAGUUCACUCCGGAAGCGAACGCGAGGGCUAUGUCGUACUUCGCGACUAUUCCUGUUCCUGAGCCUUAA
Molecule: messenger RNA, 468 nt
Organism: Penicillium malachiteum
Lineage: Eukaryota; Fungi; Ascomycota; Eurotiomycetes; Eurotiales; Aspergillaceae
Product: cupin domain-containing protein
Exons: 2
Coding region: 1-468 (155 amino acids)
Source: RefSeq, a predicted model, not a curated record